Messenger RNA from Paramecium tetraurelia, 915 nucleotides. RefSeq lists its product as uncharacterized. The record is from RefSeq and is a predicted model, not a curated record. The transcript is spliced from 5 exons. Lineage: Eukaryota; Ciliophora; Oligohymenophorea; Peniculida; Parameciidae.
AUGAAAAGGAAUAGAAUUCUUUUGAUUUUGGAUCAUCCUAAUGAGUAAACGUAUGACCAUUUACAAAUUGAAAUUAACUGUUAAGUAAUUGAAUCGAGAACUGAAUUACUAUAUAUAAUAAAAGCAAAAAGCCUUAAAUGCUAAAUAGGCGAAUAUUAUGUAAAUGGUAGAUGUUAGACUUGUGAGUCAAAAUUCGGAUAUUAUUCAGUGAAAUACAAUGCUACAAAAUGCGUGAUUUUUGAUAAAGAAAAAUAUUCUGAUAUCACCUCGAACAUGAUAAAAAUGCACCAGGAUUUUGGAGACCAAAUAAUUUAUCAGAUUAUGUUGAGCCUUGUUUUAAGAAUCAUUAAUUUUGCAAUUGAGGUUGGAAGGUGGGUGAUUAUACAUGUAAAGAAGUUCAUAUUGGUGCUUUGUGUGAAGAAUGUGAUAUUUAUAAUAUUAGGGGAUUUGGUAAGUAUGUUAAAAAUUAAUGGAAUUUAUAAUGUCUAUAAUAUAAUCUCAUUUAUUAUUGCCAUUUGGGCUUUUGCAUCUAUAUUUUUGUCUUUAAAAAGUAUACAUUCCUUUAACUUAUUAUAUGUAUAAUUAAUGAUAGGUCAAAGAUAUAAAAAGUUAUUGUUUAAAUUAAACUAAAAUCAUGAAAGUAUUUUGAUAAAAAUGCUAUUAAAUUACUUAUGGAUAUUUUCUGUGAUAUUUACAUUUAACUUAGACUUUUCUUUCUCUUUUCUCUUUAUUGAACAAACCAGUGAUAGUUCUUAUUUUAUGUCUUAGGAUUUGGAUUUGCUUUGUAUCCUCUAUUUAAUCGAUACCAAAUGUAUAUCUGAAAAUAUUGACAAUGAUAAUUUUGAUUGUGAUGUAAUUUAAUAUGACAAUUAUUCGAUCGUAUUUGUAUUUACUAUAUCUUAAACAAAAAUAUGA